Annulohypoxylon truncatum is the source of this 804-nucleotide messenger RNA. RefSeq lists its product as uncharacterized. NCBI's taxonomy places the organism in Eukaryota, Fungi, Ascomycota, Sordariomycetes, Xylariales, Hypoxylaceae. The record is from RefSeq and is a predicted model, not a curated record. The transcript has a single exon. The coding region runs from base 1 to 804 and encodes 267 amino acids.
AUGGCGACGAUUCACGUUUUUAGAACUGCUGAGACUCAAUUUGACGCAGAGCCAAAAUUCAGGAACGCGAGAGACUCGAGCUUGUCAGAGAAGGGUCUCGAACAAUGUAUGAAAUUCUCCUGUCACUCUGGGUUCCUCCCACUUAUGCAACAUGUUACCCACGUAGUAUCUUCGCCCUUGUGCAGCUCUCUCUACUCCUGCCGCAUCGCAUUCGACCGUAUUGUUUCGAGCAAGACUAUCAUCGUUCGCCCAGAGCUUAUGGAUGUAGGAUGUCCCACCCCGAGUUUUGGAUCAGACAAGAUGAAGCUUUUUUUGAUGUUCGGCGAGCAGGUGAAUCUAGAUGCGCUUCCGAACGGAUGGGAAGAUAUCGACCCGAGCAGCGAGUAUGCCCACUACGAUUUACAGAAGAUCAAGGCACGGACAAGUGCUGGAAGACGAUGGCUGAUGGACCUCGCACGUACCGCUGGCGAGAAAGCUCACAUCGUGGUCAUGACCCACGGCCAGACUGCUCACUUGCUUACUGACGAUUUCCAGGGCGUCGAGCCCCCUUACUCAGCUAACUGGGAUGGGGACCUGAGCUGGCGCUCUUACAAGUUCGAUUUUGCUGCCGAGAAGAUGGUCGAAACACCGUCCAGCCGAGUGAGAAGAGGAGUAUCGGCAGAUAUCAAUACGUUUACUGAGGAUGAGAACGAUCGUAUUAGGGCGAUGAUAGAAGACCGGAUUGAGAAGCGUGCGCCGCUAGUUCAGGCUUACCAAGCUGAACAUUGUCAAAUUGAGGCUACUAGGUAUCAAGUGGUCACGUAA